This is a messenger RNA of Solanum dulcamara, 1739 nucleotides long. RefSeq names its product cytochrome b561 and DOMON domain-containing protein At3g61750-like. NCBI's taxonomy places the organism in Eukaryota, Viridiplantae, Streptophyta, Magnoliopsida, Solanales, Solanaceae. Bases 178 to 1344 code for a protein of 388 amino acids. The transcript has 5 exons. The record is from RefSeq and is a predicted model, not a curated record.
GAUGAUGAUCAACCACCACCCCACCCAACCAUCUUCAAUCACUCAUCCUUCAACUCCAAGAAAGCAUUUUAUUCACCUAAACUCCUCAACCAAUUCUUCAUUUCCCCAUAUUUUUUAAAUUUCCCUCUUUAUUGUCCAAAUUUCCCCUGUUUUGAAGUUUUGAUAUUCUAGGAAAAUAUGUCUAUGGUUUCAAGAUUAUUGGUGUUUUCAUUGUUUAUCAUGUUAAUCUCUUUGGCACGUCGUAAAGGGAUGGUAAUGGCCAUUGAUGAAGAUGCAAAAGCGCUUUGUAGUGUAAAUCUUGCUCAAUUUCUUCCUCCUCCUUAUGGUGGUCUCGAAAAUAUGGUCUGCCAACCUAUUUGGAAUUCUUUCCUGUUACGUUACUCACAGACUAAAGACAAUGUUGUCACAAUUGUAUUAUCAACUGUAUACACAACUGGAUGGGUAGGAAUGGGAUUCUCGCGAGAUGGAAAGAUGAUCAACUCGAGUUGUAUGGUUGGUUGGGUGAAUCCUCAAGGACAGGGCAAAAUCAAGCAAUAUUAUGUUGAGGGCUUAACACCCUCGAAAAUUAAACCUGAAAAAGGCGAGCUGCCACUAACAAGCGUUCCACCACUCGUCUAUCUUCAAGGUGCCACAAUAUACUUGGCCUUCCAGUUGAAGUAUCCGAAUCGUCUAAAAAACCAACCAAUCUUACUUGCAUUUGCAACUAAAUAUCCUCAUCACCACCACCUUACUGUACAUGAUGAUAAAACAACUAUAUUGUUCGACUUCUCUUCAGGUAAUUCAUUUGAUGUUUCAUCUGGACCUAAUGACUACACUAGCUCAAGGAAGACUCAUGGGGUAUUAGGAAUACUGGGAUGGGGUCUAUUCUGCCCCUUUGGAGCGAUUUUCGCAAGAUACUUAAAGAGCCAAAAAUUAUGGUAUUACUUUCAUGUAUCUGCUCAAUUCAUAGGAUUCAUAUUAGGACUCGCCGGAUUAGUUCUUGGACUUCAACUUCACAACAAGCUGCAAGUUCAUAUUCCAGCACAUGAAGGCAUUGGCAUUCUUGUUCUUGUGCUUAGCAUUCUUCAGGUGCUAGCAUUCUUUCUACGACCAGAUAGAGACAGCAAAUACCGCAAGUGUUGGAAUUUGUAUCACGGUUGGGUAGGGAGGAUUGCCCUCUUCUUUGCAGCUGUGAACAUAGUACUAGGGAUGCAUUAUGCAGGCGCGGGGGAGAGCUGGAAAAUAGGUUAUGGAUUUCUUCUUGGUACUAUAAUGCUGGUGUGUAUCGUUCUUGAGACGUUGUUGAGGCUGAAGAAGCUGGAUGAGCCAAUUCGUCCUCCAACGUAUCCCAUGAAUUCAAUUUAGAAGGAUAUCAAAAGCAUAAAUGGGUGUAUGAGAUUGAUGCUCGAUUUUGCCUGUCAAGUCAUUUUUGGAUCUAGUUUCUUCCACGACUAGAUAUAUUUUCAAGGAUCAAUUUAGGUUCGAGAUGUUCUUCAGAGGAGAUUUUUCCACAUCGCGUCAAAGGAUCAAAGCAAAUUCUCAGGACUAUUGAUCAAACACCUCUGAUAUUGCUGUCAAAUUUUCAUUAUGAACAAGAAAGAAUUGAACUUUCCAUUUUGUAUUUUACAUUCUUUAGUACCUUUGAAUGGUUAAACUGUAUUGACAAUUUUGUUUAAGAGUGAAGAUUGGUUGUUUGUGUAGAUUAAAUGCAAAACUGUAUGAAAUGACCAGUGUGUAAUUUUCCCUGCUAUUCAUCAGAG